AUUAUGGCUGACAACCAAGAAUUAGGAUAAAGUUUGGGGGUUACAAUGAUUGUUAGGCACUACUAACGUUGAAGCAGUAUUAAGAAAGAAAGAGGGCCCCACUUCUGUACUGUACAGACAAGCUGGCGAACUGAGCUGUUCCUCCCCCACCCCCACCCCUGUCGCACCCCCACCCCCCUCUUCAGACGCCAUAUUAAGCCCUCCUUCGCCACGAUUCACUCACAGUUCUCCCUUCUUUUGAAUUUGAAUUUGAAUUUUGUCAGAAAUUCCCUUUAAAGUUUGAUCUUUUCGGACUUUCUUGAAUUUCCGGUUAUAUUUUCUUGAAUUUCCGAUCUGAGUGAUAUGGCCGUAGAAAGUAAAACAUCAGCUCCGGAGGCGCCGGCAGCCGAUGCCAAAGACGUGGUGGUUUCCGAUGUGCCGGUAGCAGAGAAGGCGGAGGUUGUGGCUUCUGAGACUGAAAUAGCCGAGAAAUCGGCUGUCCCGGAAGAACCGGCGGCGGAAGGAGAGAAGGAGAAGGAGAAGGGUCCCGUCACCGAGUCGACGUCGUUUAAGGAGGAAAGUAAUAAGGUGGAGGAGCUUCCCAACCCGGAGAAGAAGGCUUUGGAUGAUUUCAAACAGUUGAUCCAGGAGGCUCUGAACAAGCACGAGUUUACGGCUCCACCGCCCCUGCCGGUGGCGAAGGAGGAGGAGAAGAAGGCGGUGGCAGCCGAGGAGGAACCAAAGCCGGUGGCAGCCGAGGAGGAACCAAAACCGGAGAAGAUUGAAACCGAGGAUGUGACCCCAGCGGCAGCCGAGACCCCGGCGGUUGUGGAGGAGCCACCAAAGGCGGAGGAAAAAAUUGAAGCUGCCCCAGAACCCGAAGCAACCGCGGCGGAGCCGGUGGAGGUGGUCGUCGAGAAGAUCGAGGAAACGGCUGUCACACCGACGGAGGAAGUCAAGGAUACAAUCUCAGAAGAAGCCGCCGCCACCGAAAUCCCACCGGAGCAAGUUUCCAUCUGGGGAAUCCCCCUGCUCGCCGAUGACCGGAGCGACGUGAUUCUGCUGAAGUUCCUCCGGGCACGCGACUUCAAAGUGAAAGAAGCCUUCGCGAUGCUGAAAAACGUGGUCGCGUGGCGGAAACAGUUCAACAUCGACGAGCUCCUGGAAGAAUCCGAUCUGGGUCAAGGCCUGGAAAAGGUUGUCUACAUGAACGGUUCCGACAAAGAAGGGCACCCCAUCUGCUACAACUCCUUCGGGGAGUUUCAGGACAAGGAGCUGUACCAGAGCACCUUUUCCGAUAAGGAGAAGCUGAACAGGUUCCUGAGAUGGAGGAUCCAGUUCAUGGAGAAGUCAAUCAGGAAUCUGGACUUCAGCCCUGAAGGAAUUUGCACCUUUGUUCAGGUUAUCGAUCUCAAGAACUCACCUGGACUUUUCUUCUUCAAGAGAGAGCUUCGCCAGGCCACUAACAGAGCCCUUCAGUUGCUCCAAGACAAUUAUCCUGAAUUUGUUGCCAAACAGGUCUUCAUCAAUGUUCCAUGGUGGUACCCAUCCUACUAUAAGAUGAUCAAUGCUCUUUUCACCAUAAGAACAAAGAGCAAGUUUGUGUUUGCAGGCCCUUCUAAAUCGGCUGAAACCCUCUUCAAAUACAUUGCCCCUGAGCAAGUUCCAGUUCAAUAUGGUGGGCUUAGCAGAGAGGGAGAUUAUGAGUUCAAUACCGCUGACGCUUCAACUGAGGACACUAUCAAGCCAACUUCCAAGCACACUAUCGAAUUUCCUGUUACCGAGAAUACCAGUUUGGUUUGGGAGGCAAGAGUGAUAGGGUGGGAUGUGUCUUAUGGAGCAGAGUUCGUGCCUGGAGACGAAGGCGCGUACACCAUCAUCCUAGAGAAGCCAAGGAAGAUCGGGUCAGCAGAUGAAACCAUAAUUGGUACAACCUACAAAGCAGAGAGUACAGGAAAGGUGGUGUUAACAUUUAACAACCAGACUUCUAAGAGGAAGAAGCUUCUCUACAGGUCCAAGACCAAGACUUCUGAAUGAAAAGGUUGCUGCUGCUGCUACUAUUAUUAUUACUACCCUAUUUGGCUGCUGAUCCUGGUGCUUCAUCAUGUUCUAUCUGAAAAGGGGUUAUUUCUUUUGUUUAUAGAAUUUAUUUAAUCUCCAAACAUUUAAUUUUAUGGUCUGGGAUAUGUUACAAAAUUUGUUUCAUUUUUUGUUUUCUUUUAAGAGGAGUUUUGAUGUUUUGGAUUGUUUUGAAAUGGAUGGGCCUGGGAGGGAGGUAUGAGUGAUAUGUUUGUAAUUUCCGUGUGUUUAUUUACGUUUUUAGAUAGUUUUGGUUGUUUAAUAUUUCGGAAAUUACACACUUUCGGUGUAAUAGUUUAGUUUGUUAAAUUCUUGUAAUUGUUUAGAUUAGGUUUAUUCUGAGCUUAAACAGGUCCAAGAUCAAUCAAAUGAUCAAUGGUGAAGGAAGGUGCAAGAAUACAAGACAAAAAGAAGGAAAAAUCCUGAUUUUGGUCUAUACUCGGUCGAGUAUAUACAUAUACUCGAUCGGGUAUCUGGUUGACAUUUCAAAUCGGAUCGGAUCCGAAAACAAAGGAACAUGCAGGAGAAGAUUUCCCCACGUUCGAGUGUCUAUACCCGAUCGGGUAUACUUAUAUACUCGAUCGGGUAUAGCUAUAAAAACUACCCGAGUAUUGAUCGAGUAUAGGGCGAAUUCGAUGUUCUACACAUACUCGAUCGAGUAUGUAUAUAUACUCGAUCGAGUACUCGACCUGCACCUCAAAAAGCCUAUAAAUACACCUCCUUUCCUUCACUUUUAGAAAACCAAUUCAUAUACACUCUUAAGCUCAGUUUAGAAUAGCAUUUCUCUAUAUUUCUUUUAGCAUGUUUAGUCUCCAAAUGAGGAGCUAAACUUCCAUUUCUUGGUAUUGCUCUUGAAGCUUGUUGAUUAUUAAAGUUGUGAGUUAUUUUCUUAAC
This is a messenger RNA of Cuscuta epithymum, 2952 nucleotides long. Lineage: Eukaryota; Viridiplantae; Streptophyta; Magnoliopsida; Solanales; Convolvulaceae. The record is from the annotation of a GenBank genome assembly.